AUGAAUCACGAUUUCCUGGAAAUUUCUCCCCCCACGCAGACGAAGGAAGUCGCGGGGAAGCUGUCCUGGGACAUCCACUUCUGGCUCGGCGCCGAGACCUCUCAGGACGAAGCCGGCGCCGCCGCCAUCAAGUCCGUGGAGCUGGACGACCAGCUGGGCGGCGCCCCGGUCCAGCACCGCGAGGUGGAGGGCCACGAGUCCACGCUCUUCCUCGCCUACUUCAAGAGCGGGGUGAAGUACCUCCCGGGGGGAGUGAAGAGCGGGUUCACUCACGUGGAUCCGGAUGCCUUUGAGAAGAGGCUCUUCCAUGUCAAGGGGAGGAGGAAUAUCCGCGUCAAACAGGUGGAGGUGAACGUAGCGGUGAUGAACAAGGGAGACUGCUGGAUCCUGGACGCGGGGAAGGACAUCUACGUCUACUCGGGCUCCGGGAGCCGCCGGACCGAGAGGCUCAAGGCGGUCAUGGUCGCCAACGAGCUCCGCGACGAGGACCACGCCGGCAAGGCGCGCAUUCACAUCAUCGACGAGCACGCGAGCGAGGGAUUGGUGAAUAAGUUCUUCGAGGAACUGGGCGGAGGGAGCCCAGACGACCUGGCCGACGCCAGCGUAGCCGGGGACGACGCCGAGCAUGAGCGACAGGAACACGCUACCGUGGCCCUCCACAAGAUCAGCGACGAGAGCGGCGCCCUGAACGUGGUGAAGAUCGGGGAGAAACCCCUGCGACAGGACAUGCUCGACUCCCAGGUAGAUAUGGAGGUGAUUCCGGGCAGUGCCAAAUCUGGCAACACUGGCAGAGAGGACAUUUACGACCUCUCCCCAUUUGUCAACAACGAAUGCGUCGGCUGGAAGUGCCAACUGGACUGUUUCCUGCUGGACACCGGGUCCGCGGCCGUCUACGUCUGGAUCGGGAAGGGGAGCUCCAAGGCCGAGAAGAUCCACGCCAUGGACCUCGCCUCCAAGUACCUCCAGGAGAAGGGCUAUCCGCUCUGGACCAAGAUAGAACGAGUGGUGGAAGGAACCGAACCGGCCAUCUUCAAGCAGUACUUCAGCCAGUGGAAGGAACCGGCGGACCAGGUCGGCCUGGGACGCAUCUACACCAAAGCACAGAUCGCAGCAACGAUGGCCAGCUCGUCGGAAGCCGCCUUCGACGUCUGCAGCCUCCACGCCGAGAAGCGCCGAAUGCUCGCCAAGAACGCCGGGCAGGCCGUGGGCUUCAUGCCGGACGACGGCUCCGGGAAGGUGGAGGUCUUCCGCGUGGAGAACUUCGAGCUGGCUCCCCUCGAGGAGGAGAAGUACGGCAUGUUCUUCGGCGGAGACUCCUACGUGCUUCGGUACGCGUACGGAAAGGACGGCCGAGAGAACUACAUCGUCUACUUCUGGCAGGGUCGAGAGAGCAGCCAAGACGAAAAGGCCGCAUCGGCGAUCCACGCCGUGAAGCUGGACGACGAGCUAGGCGGGAAGGCCGUGCAAGUCCGGGUCGUGCACGGGCAGGAGCCGGAGCACUUCCUCAGGAUCUUCAAGGGGAAGAUGGUGAUCUUCCUGGGGGGUCACGCGAGCGGAUUCCGGAACCUGAGGGACCACGACACCUACGACGUGGACGGGACGAGACUGUUCCGCGUGAGGGGGCUGUCGGACGUGGACGUGAGGGCGGAGCAGGUCGAGGAGAAGGCCAGUUCCCUGGCUUCGGAUGAUGUCUUCGUCCUCGAAAUUCCCUCUGACACCUUCAUAUGGGUCGGAAAGGGAGCAUCGGAGGAAGAGAAGGAGAUGGCAAAGAACGCGGCCGGGGUCGUGUCUCCGGACCGGGAAAGCCAGGUGAUCGCAGAGGGCGAGGAGCCGGACUCCUUCUGGACCGCGCUGGGGGGCAAGGGGGAAUACAAGACGGACGUGGGGAUCCCGGAGAAGCCGCUGCUCGGGCCGAGGCUCUUCCACUGCAUUCUCCCGGAGAGCGGGAAGCUGAGGGUGGAGGAGGUGGAGGACUUCGGUCAACAGGAUCUCGAGACGGACGACGUGAUGGUGUUGGAUACGGGGGCAGAGGUCUACGUCUGGGUGGGAGAGGGGGCGAGUCCCGAGGAGAGGCAGAAUGGAUUCCAGAUGGCCGAGGAAUACAUCCGAACCGACCCGACGGACCGAGAGAAGGACUCCACGGUGAUCUUCGCCGUGAAGCAAGGCAUGGAGCCUGAGGCCUUCAAGCUUCUCUUCCCAUCCUGGAGUGACAUGUUCUGGAAGGAACAGAAAUCCCUUGAGGAUGUGAAGCAAGAACUGGACGAGAUAAAUGCCACGAUUGAAGAGUGAGUCUUAUGCCCCAAAAGUGAAAUUGCUUUGUAUUUAAUGAUAUUAUGCAUCACUGGAGGCCUUCUUGAUAUUCUCAUUUUAUGUGGAUUUUCAAUGAGUGUUGUGAAUCAAAGUGAGACUUUGUACAUAUCCAUGAUGUUGGUGUUUCCUAAAAUUUCAUUUUAUAUCCUGUAGCUAUUUGAAUAAAAUUUUUGGAAUAGUGUUUA
Darwinula stevensoni is the source of this 2495-nucleotide messenger RNA. Lineage: Eukaryota; Metazoa; Arthropoda; Ostracoda; Podocopida; Darwinulidae. The record is from the annotation of a GenBank genome assembly.